UAGCUAAUACAUACCAGGGCUUUCUGGUUUUAUUUAUUAUUGCCAACUCUUACUACGGAUAAAAGCUUUAGGAGCAUAGAAUAGAGAAGGUCAUCAUGGAAAUGACUACAAUGCUGUGUCUGAUUGUUCCUCUGUUUCUCACACAACCUGCACAGUCUGCAUCAAGACCAAAGGACAUAGAGAUCUGUCAGCAGGACAAUGCGAAACUUCUUCACAGAAUCCAAAUCCUGGAGAACUUGCUGGAGUUGGGGAAGCUGCAACUGAGAGACCUCAGAGGGAAUAAGUACCACUCUGUCAAGAGUAAGGUCUUUAAAAGCAAUUUGGCUAAAAGUAGAAUGGAAGUUGUGCAGAUCCCUCCAACUAGUGGGAAUCUCAUUGUUUAUGAUGAAGAUUGUGCAGCAGUGUUUGAAAGGAAAACAAAGGUGAGCGGCUACUAUCGCAUACAGCCACGUCCGCAGAGCGAGCCCUUCACUGUGUACUGCGACAUGUCAGAUGGAGGAGGAUGGACAGUGAUCCAGCGUCGCAGCAAUGGCAAAGUCAAUUUCAACAGGAACUGGCAGGAGUAUAAAGAAGGGUUUGGUCUCUUUAAAAGCAGGAAUGACGAACAAUGGUUAGGGAAUGAUCACAUUUAUCACUUGUUGGACAAAAGAGAAAUGUCACUACAAAUUGAUCUCAUGGACUGGCAGGGGAAAAAGAGAUAUGCAAUCUACGAUACUUUCAGGAUUACAAACGAAGAGGACAAAUACAGGCUGUGGGUGGAAUAUUACUCCGGUAAUGCGGGUGAUGCCCUGGCUGGUGGGAGCAACUUUGCAGACCAGUGGUCUGCAUCACUGAAGGGAAUGCCGUUUAGUACACCUGAUAAGGACAAUGACCGCUUCGCUACGGGCAACUGUGCAAAAGAAAAUAAAUGUGGCUGGUGGUUUAACAGGUGUCAUACAGGCAACUUAAAUGGGGUGUAUUAUAAAAAUGGCAACUAUGCAGGCGAAUACGACAACGGUAUUGUAUGGUCCACUUGGCAUGGGUUAUGGUACUCUCUAAAAUUUACCACCAUGAAGAUCAGACACUCAUCGUUCCUCAAUGCUGGCAGUGGGGAUGGAGUGAAUGGUUAACGGCUUUGGAUUGUUAUCACAAGAGUACAAUAUAGAGUACAUGGUUCGUUCAUUCAACUGAAGGGAUCAAUUCAACAACAUUCAAGUCGCCUAACUAUAUUUUAUAUUCAGCUGGAACACAGCGUAUAAAGGAAUCUGCAGCAAUACGCUUCAUGUUGUGUUACUCAGAGACACUGACAAAAUAAUCUGUUUCUUUUAAUCAUUUUAAUAGCACCCGUGAAAAAGUAGCAACUUAAUAAACGUUAUAAGCUCUCACCACA
Molecule: messenger RNA, 1369 nt
Organism: Pseudophryne corroboree (corroboree frog)
Lineage: Eukaryota; Metazoa; Chordata; Amphibia; Anura; Myobatrachidae
Product: fibrinogen-like protein 1
Exons: 8
Coding region: 96-1109 (337 amino acids)
Biological process (GO): blood coagulation
Source: RefSeq, a predicted model, not a curated record